Messenger RNA from Brenthis ino (lesser marbled fritillary), 1110 nucleotides. Lineage: Eukaryota; Metazoa; Arthropoda; Insecta; Lepidoptera; Nymphalidae. The record is from the annotation of a GenBank genome assembly.
AUGUUAGCAAUUAAAUUAACUAUUUGUUUAUUAUUUCUAUACAACUGUGGACUCGUUCAUGGCAUGAAAAAAUGCAGCGAUUGUAUGGAGAUGCGCCUGUGUCCAGAUGUAAGAAAUUGGCCUCAAGAGGAAGUAAAAGAAAAACUGUUAGAGUCAUUAUGUGGGGUAAAAAAAACAGCUGACGGCAGAAAAUCGAUUAAGAUUUGCUGCUCCGAUUUUGCUGAGAAUCUAAUUUCGCGGCAGAAUGAAGCAGGGGAUACUGAAGUUGACAUUGAUAAUCACUCCAAUAUAGGUCUACUUCCGGAAAAUUGUGGCAAGCAGUUUGACGACCGCAUAAUUGGAGGAAUUGUUUCAGGCAUAUACGAAUUCCCUUGGAUGGCACUUAUCGCUCAUGUUAACAUAGACUCCAAUGGAAAAGAGAAACGACAAUUUAAGUGCGGGGGAUCAAUAAUCAGCUCUAGAUAUAUUUUGACCGCCGCACACUGUGUCUCGGAGAAGACGAUCGCGGGUGUACGUGUCGGUGAAUUUAACAUCCGUACACGUACAGAUUGUCAAGGAGAAUGGCCAAGUUAUAUUUGCGAAAACCACCUACAGGAUAUCCGUGUGGAAAAGACAAUAAUUCACGAGGCGUACAGCCGAAGCCCGAGAGUCAGAAAUGAUAUUGCAAUACUCCGAGUUAACAAAGAAAUCGACUUUUCGUUUAAAAAUGUCAAGCCGAUUUGUCUACCGGUGUGGAAAGAACUCCGUAACGUUAGUCUCAGCGGGAAACGAGCUACAGUCGCUGGGUGGGGUAUUACAGAAACAGAAAAUCCGUCUAAUAUUCUUCGAAAAGUAACUGUACCAAUUAUGGCAGAAGCCUAUUGUGCUGAAUUCUUUGAAAGAUACUCUGACCACAUUUUUAAGAAUUUUUGCGCUGGUGAACUCGGUAAAGAUUCCUGUAAGGGUGACUCUGGAGGUCCUCUUAUGUUGUUUGAAAAAUAUAAAGACAGCUACCGCAUGAUUCAGUACGGCAUUGUGUCCUACGGCCCGUUAUUGUGCGGGUCUGAUUCGCCAGGAGUGUAUACUGAUGUUGCUAAAUACAUGAAAUGGAUUUUAGAUAGUAUGAAAGAA